Molecule: messenger RNA, 1425 nt
Organism: Fomitopsis serialis
Lineage: Eukaryota; Fungi; Basidiomycota; Agaricomycetes; Polyporales; Fomitopsidaceae
Exons: 6
Coding region: 302-1204 (300 amino acids)
Source: RefSeq, a predicted model, not a curated record
CACAACCGCCUUCUAUCGAUAUCGAUGGCCGCUCAUUAUGCCAAGCCUAGUACCAUACCUCCUCCUCCUUCUUCGUCAGGAUACUUGCGAACUUCCGGAGCAUAUGCGGUCGAAGAUGUUGCGGUGCUACAUCGGGCCCGCAGGCCUCGUAGCCUGCGGGGUUUGUGUACGUCGUUGUAUAAAAAGACACAAGUUAUGCACCACGGAACGGACCAGCUCAACCAACUCUGCUAUCGUAUUCAUUCCCGAGGAACAAGUCCGCGUCCGUGCCACGUAGACAGACCGAGCAAAGGCAGACAUCAUGCAACAGCCCGAACACAACAUCAUCAGAAAUGCCUCGACUCUAUCCAACAUACUCGAUUUCUGUACGCGCAGAGGCCUCCCGUCAUGGCGGUACUUCCUAACACCGCCUACUACUCAACUACGGGAAGCCGAGGAGAUACUGCAGGACAUAGAUGCGUUCCUCCGCAACUUGUCCGACGAAGACAAAGUGAAGGUGGAUGCCAGUAUCGCUGACGUGUCUACGGAGAAUGCCAGUGAUGCCCAAACCCUAAUGAGCAUCCAGCAAAUGCUCUCCAACCUUGACCAGGCUAUGCAACGACGACAACAGCUUUCUGCUACGUGGGCAGCGCACCCCCUCAUGAGAUUUCCUUGGACAGAUCUUUCACGUAGUAUUAGGACACUUGUGAUGGGAUGUGUGGGGCUUAGAGUUGCGGUGAAGACAUCGACUGCUAGAGCUCGUGAGAGAUUCCCCCACGGUGUGCCUCCAGUCCCGGGCCACACAUAUGCCUCUUCACAUCAUUCCGGCAGUCAAGGUCAUUCAAGUUCAUCUCAUCUUGGAAAUCAAACUCAUGCUGCUCAUGCCACAGUAGGCGGUGACCCUACUAGUAAGUUGGCGUCUCGCUUCCAUCGCGUCCUCGACCAAUGCAUCUGCCCUUGCCAACAGCAAUCAAUGUACAUGGCUACCUUCCCCCCUACCAGAGUUCUAGCCAGGUUUUCAACCCUUACGGGUAUGGCCAACAACAAGGCUUCACGACGUCGCCCCCUCCGUCUUAUCAUGCAGGCUUCACGAUGUCACCCCCUCCAUCCUAUCAUGGAGGUUCAGGCUCCUCGGUCCAGUCAGGCUCGCAGGGCUCAUUCGCCACGAACCCUAGCGAUAUCGGGCGCGCGUUGUGACAUCCUCAAUGACAUCGCCGGCCUGUGAAUACAUGCACGGUACGUGCAAAGACUUGUCUCCGUUGCCCUUCUCUGUGAAUCCCGACCUUCGAUACAUCUCAUGUAAACCUCUUACGACUACUGCUAGCAAUUGUCUCUAUGUUGUGAUUGUGAUUGUGUACGAUAGAAUUACGACAGAUACACGCACAGAAAUUAGUCGUCGCCUUGUUUGUUAGGAAAACAGAAAUGUUAUAUCAAUUUUCAGCGCAA